AUGCCAAACUCGAUUAUUACACGUGCACAAACGAUCUCAACAUCAUGGAAAAAGCAAUUUUCAAGGAUUUUCAAGCAUUCAUCAAAAGCGUCUACUCCUGACACUAGAGUAUCUGUAUUGAUACCGAUCCCCUCAGAAGUACCACAAAUUGAGGCAAAAAGCGAUUCACAAAGCGAAAUACAAUCCGAAGACAACUUCUCAUUCGAAAAAGCUUCAAUAUCUACAUCAACAACACGUUCAUCAACAAAGCAUUCCAUUGUGGAAGGCCUCGAUGAUACCUAUGUUUACUCGGUAAGCAUAAUAGUGGAUUACGACGAGACGCGUAGAGUUUCCACAUCAUUGAAAUCAUCACUCAGAGGAAGAGGCUCAUUCUCGUCGAACAACAAGAGCGUACGCUUCACAGAGAUCGACGAGGAGUGUCUCAUCGACUACUCUGAAGAUAUGGAUGAUGACUUCGAUGAAGACAUUCUGGAUUUAGUGCUGUUUGGUGAAGAUGGAACAUUAGAAGGAUGGAAAUGA
Molecule: messenger RNA, 519 nt
Organism: Wallemia mellicola CBS 633.66
Lineage: Eukaryota; Fungi; Basidiomycota; Wallemiomycetes; Wallemiales; Wallemiaceae
Exons: 3
Coding region: 1-519 (172 amino acids)
Source: RefSeq, a predicted model, not a curated record